This is a messenger RNA of Bubalus bubalis (water buffalo), 2760 nucleotides long. It is a transcript of the gene KCNK16, whose product is annotated as potassium two pore domain channel subfamily K member 16. The record is from RefSeq and is a predicted model, not a curated record. Gene Ontology annotation, biological process: stabilization of membrane potential; potassium ion transmembrane transport. The transcript has 5 exons. Gene Ontology annotation, cellular component: membrane. Gene Ontology annotation, molecular function: potassium ion leak channel activity. Bases 1150 to 2034 code for a protein of 294 amino acids. Lineage: Eukaryota; Metazoa; Chordata; Mammalia; Artiodactyla; Bovidae.
UGUACAGUGGACAUUGGUACAAUGGUGUUAAUCAACUAUACUUCACUUUUUAAAAAUUUUUAAACAUGUCCAGAUUAGGGAAAUCCUGAGACAGCAAGUUAACUGUUGGCCAGAGGCCAAGGGGGCAGGCUGGAUGGAUGGGGGUGACAGCUAAAAGGUGCAAGUUUCCGUUCUGAGGUUUUAAAAAUAUCCUAAAAUUGAUCUUGGGAUAGUUGCAGGCCUCUGAAUAUAGUUGAACAGAGAAACCAUCCAAUUAUAUACUUUAAGUGUGUGAAUGGUGGCAUGUGAGUUAUAAAUCAAAAAAAAAAAAAAGCUGCUGCAAAUACACACACACAGAGAAAGAGAGGAAAACACCCUCGAUUCCACCCACCCGGAGUGAACCACUGUUAAGACCUCCAGGCCGGGAGAUACUUUGUCUUAGCUUCUUUUUACUCACACUUAUGUCUCACCGACGUAGCCUCCCAAGGGAACCUGCUAAGGAUUUCAAGCGAGGAGGAUUUUCAGCAAACACUCUGAAGCAAAUGCAUCCAGUUUAUUAGGAACACCAAGCCUCACACUUUUCCUGAUCCAGACUGUCCUUUGUCUAUUUGCUUUCCCCUGAUUUGUCACCCAGGUCUCUCAUCCUUGGGUUCCCCCAAGAGGCAGGUCCAUCCCUCCAGCCCCAUUUCGUAACCAAGGCAACUGAGUGCAAGUUUUAUUCACACCCGUUCUGAUUUCUUCCCAGCUCCUAAGCCUGGGGCUCAGAAGAUGUCAUGGGUGAAAAGCUGGGAGCUGCCAAGGGAGCCAGGACAGAGUGAAGGGGAGCAUCCGAUUUGGUCCCCAAACACCCAUCCAACUUGGAGGCAGAAAGUGGGACAUGAUGCGCUCAGGAGGACCGUUAGGUCUCUUUGAGGGGUCCCUGCCGCUGACCUGCUGCUCUCCAUGGGGAAAAAAAAAAAAAGCCUGGGCGGGGGGUGGCAGGCCUGUUUGCACUCAGGGCACUUAGUGCAGCCAAGCUGAGCUGCACUGUUCAAACAGACUCCCCAGCCUCCGAACACCUGUGCCGCCAGGGAGGGUAAGGCAGGCAGGAGGCCAGACCAGGUCCCCGGGCGCUUCCCGCCUCUGUUUCCACAGCCGCCCCCACGGCCCUGGCACAGUCCUGGGCCUGCCAUGCCCCGCACCGGGCUCUGCAGCCGCUGGGGCGGCCGGGUGCUGCCCCUGCUCCUGGCCUACGUCUGCUACCUGCUGCUCGGCGCCACCAUCUUCCAGCUGCUGGAGAAGCAGGCAGAGUCUCAGUCCAGGGACCGGUUCCAGUUCGAGAAGCUGCGCUUCCUGGAGAACUACACCUGCCUGGACCAGCAGGCCGUGGAGCAGUUUGUGCAGGUCAUCAUGGAAGCCUGGGUGAAGGGCGUGAACCCCAAAGGCAACUCCACCAACCCCAGCAACUGGGACUUCGGCAGCAGUUUCUUCUUUGCGGGCACGGUCGUCACCACCAUAGGAUAUGGGAAUCUGGCGCCCAGCACAGAGGCAGGCCAGGUCUUCUGUGUCUUCUACGCCCUGGUGGGCAUCCCGCUCAAUGUGGUCUUCCUCAACCACCUGGGCACAGGGCUGCGUGCCCACCUGACCAUGCUGGAGAGGUGGGAGGACCAGCCCAGACGCUCCCAGCUGCUGCAGACCCUGGGCCUGGCCCUCUUCUUGGCACUGGGGACGCUGCUCAUUCUCAUCUUGCCGCCCAUGAUCUUCAGCCACGUGGAGGGCUGGAGCUUCAGCGAGGGCUUCUACUUUGCCUUCAUCACCCUCAGCACCAUCGGCUUCGGGGACUAUGUUGUCGGCACGGACCCCAGCAAGCAUUACCUCUCGGUGUACCGGAGUCUGGCAGCUAUCUGGAUCCUCCUGGGCCUGGCAUGGCUGGCACUGGUCCUCCCACUGGGCCCCCUGCUUCUGCACCGGUGCUCCCAGCUCUGGCUUCUAGGCAGAGGCCUCGGUCUCAAGGAAGGGGGAGCCCCCGAGACCAAUGGGCUCCCUAGACCUCAGAAGAUUCCCAUCUCUGCAUGAACCCCCCCAAUCCAUGGCCUCAGAAGCCCCUCACAGCAUCCUUUGUCCACCCCAUAGGCCCCCUGGAUUUCUUGCCACACCUCCUCCUUGGCCAACCCACUCACUUCCCAGCCAGAGCUGGUCUCAGGAGCUCUCCAGAGAGAGAAAGGAGACAGGAGGGCCCAAGAAAGUGACAGAAAGGAGACAGAACAGGAGACGGAUGUGUGCGGAGCAAGAUGUGUGCUGCGAUCCCCGAGCCCCUCCCUCAAAAGUGACCUGUGGGGACGUCCCUGGUGGUCCAGUGGUUAAGGCUCCACUCUUCCAAUGCAUGGGGUGUGGGUUUGAUCCCUGGUCAGGGAACUAAGAUCCCACUUGGCCAAAAAAUUAAAAAAAAAAAAAGACCUGAAAAAGUUGAAUCCAGACAUGGAUCAUUAUGACCAAAUCUCCAUCGCGCUUCCUGAACUGCCCCCACCCCCCACCCCAGAAGAUCUCAUACAGGACAAUAAACAAAGGGCCGCUGUAUCUGUGCCUCAUCUGAUACGUGUGCGGGGCGUCAUCAGGCCCCCAGUGUGCGUCAGGCGCUGGGCCAGGCUCCAGGGCAGCAAGUGACGCUCCUGCCCCCCAGGUGGAAGGACUAGACAAGCAGAGAGGCAACUCCGACCCAGUGACCAAAACCUCAUGGCAUGGGCAGACCAGGAUAUGACGUGCGCCCAUGGGACCCGCUGGCCCAGGCAGGGACUCUGGAGU